AUUCGCCGCUCCGCAUUCUUCAUCUUCCACAUAAACCCUAGAAAAUUUCGCUUAACCAAAUCCCUUUCCAAUUUGGAAGUAUGAGAGCUCCAAUCAGAGGAGGACGUGGUGGUGGAGGUUUCAGUGGCGGUCGUGGAGAUGGAAGCGGUAGAGGAGGAAGGGGAAGAGGAGGAUUUAGCGGAGGGAGAGGUGGAUUCGGUGGAAGAAGUGCCGGUGGUGACAGUGGGAGAGGACGUGGUGGUGGAAGAGGUGGUGGUCGAGGUGGCGGCAGAGGUCGUGGUGGUAGAGGUGGUGGGAUGAAGGGAGGGAGUAAGGUUGUAGUUGAGCCACAUAGACAUGAAGGCGUGUUUAUUGCUAAGGGCAAGGAAGAUGCUCUUUGUACAAAGAAUAUGGUGCCUGGAGAAGCUGUAUACAAUGAGAAGAGGAUCUCUGUUCAGAAUGAAGAUGGGACAAAGGUUGAAUAUCGCGUUUGGAACCCCUUUAGAUCAAAACUGGCUGCUGCUGUUCUUGGAGGAGUUGAUAAUAUUUGGAUGAAACCUGGCUCGAAGGUGCUUUACUUAGGAGCUGCAUCUGGCACAACUGUCUCUCAUGUCUCCGAUCUUGUCGGCCCAGCUGGAGUUGUGUAUGCUGUGGAAUUUUCUCACAGAAGUGGUAGAGAUUUGGUUAACAUGGCUAAGAAGCGUACAAAUGUUAUCCCAAUUAUUGAAGAUGCUAGACAUCCAGCCAAGUACAGGAUGCUUGUUGGUAUGGUUGAUGUCAUAUUUUCUGAUGUUGCCCAACCUGAUCAGGCAAGAAUUUUAGCACUCAAUGCAUCCUAUUUCUUGAAAUCUGGUGGCUAUUUUGUUAUUUCUAUCAAGGCUAACUGCAUAGACUCGACUGUUCCUGCUGAGGCUGUAUUUGCUUCUGAAGURAAAAAGCUUCAGGCCGAGCAGUUCAAACCAAUGGAGCAGGUGACUUUGGAACCCUUUGAGCGAGACCAUGCUUGUGUUGUUGGUGCCUAUCGUGUGCCGAAGAAGCAAAAGUCUGCAUCAUAGAUAUCGGGAAUCUCGUUCUCGUGUGUUGGUUUAGGUUAUUUUGCUUGUUGUUUUGGUAGUUUAUUUGUGUAACAKAAUACAGACUUAAAUUUCUUGGUGUGCAAUGGUCUCUUUGGAAGUUGUUUGUAGUGCUAAGAAACUUAAAUUUUGAAUGGAUAUGCUAAGGGGCUGUUUACCUAA
Cynara cardunculus var. scolymus (artichoke) is the source of this 1214-nucleotide messenger RNA. Its product is annotated as probable mediator of RNA polymerase II transcription subunit 36b. The record is from RefSeq and is a predicted model, not a curated record. Gene Ontology annotation, cellular component: box C/D methylation guide snoRNP complex; nucleolus; small-subunit processome. Gene Ontology annotation, molecular function: histone H2AQ104 methyltransferase activity; RNA binding; rRNA methyltransferase activity. The transcript is spliced from 7 exons. NCBI's taxonomy places the organism in Eukaryota, Viridiplantae, Streptophyta, Magnoliopsida, Asterales, Asteraceae. The coding region runs from base 81 to 1034 and encodes 317 amino acids. Gene Ontology annotation, biological process: box C/D sno(s)RNA 3'-end processing; rRNA methylation.